Pedinophyceae sp. YPF-701 is the source of this 1395-nucleotide messenger RNA. The record is from the annotation of a GenBank genome assembly. Lineage: Eukaryota; Viridiplantae; Chlorophyta; Pedinophyceae.
AUGACGUCCAACACGGCGACGCCGCUCGGGGGGCACCAGGCGGAGCCGGUAGACAGCUCGCAGGCAGGGAGCCGCUUCGUCGUCACUGGCAUGCCCGCAGCGCCCAGAGCCAGGGGUGUGUACGAGGAUCCUCUGGACGAGGUGGACGGCGACUGGUCCGAGAACUUCUCCCAGACGCUGGUUCUCGGCCCGUCCAUCACCCGCGCCGUUGAGGAGUACCGCGCCGCCCAGAACGAGCGGCCGCAGCAGCCGCCGCCGGCGCCAGCGCGGCGUCCCAAGCGGCCCCCGGACGCCGCGGAAGCCCCCCUGUCCCCGCCGCCCUCGGAGCGCACCAGCAACGCCGGCGUGUUUGCGAGUUGGCAGGUCCCGGGUGCCGCCAACGCGCACCCGCAGCCGCCCAGCGAUGCCAAGCCCCCCGUCCCGCCGAUGACGCACCUCCCGGCGGCUGCGCUCGCGGGCACCGCCCCGUCCGACCCCCGGGGCGCUGCGGCACCGCCACCAGCGCCAGGCGAGGCUGCGACCGCGUCGGGGGGCGACAUGUCGCUGUCGUUCUCGCUCCCGGACAGCCCGACGAUGCGCGAGAUCGCGCGGCAGCUGUGCGCGACGGAGCACAGCGGGGACGACGACUGGAUCCGGCAAGCCAUCUACGGGCCCGAGGGGAGCGGGGGGGUCGGGGGGGUCGCGCCCGGGGACGGCGGCGGCGGCGCGGGGACGACGAGCGGGGCGAACGACAGCGCGGGGGGCUCGGAGGGGUGGAACGCGGGCGUGGCGGCGCUGCAAGAGUACAUGGAAGGGGGGGGUGUCGGAGAGGGGGAGUGGGCGUUCGGGUCCCGUUUGGGGGGGGGCUGGGUGGUCCCUCCCGGGCGGCCGGUGUCGUUCGAGGUGCUGCCGAACAAGGAGUCGCGCAAGCUGUCGCAGAAGCACGCGCGGCGCAACGCGGGCGUGCUGUUGGCGGGCGCGGGGGUGUCGGCCAACGGUCUGCGCGAGCGGUACAACCACCUGCUCGACGACCGCAUCCCGCAGGAGCUGCGCGAGCAGGGUCUGACGAUCAAGACCCCGCGCGGGUACUUCGUGCGCGCGCUGGUCCUCUGGAUGGUGGAGGGUCUCCCCGACGUGGUGCUGGAGCAGUGGGGGCUCGGGGCGGCGGCGACGCUGCGGGCGGGCGCGGACGCGACGGAGGAGGUCAUCCAGGACCUGCUGCCGCGGGCGCGCGGCGGGACGACGCGGUACGAGGUGGGGGCGAAGCUGCAGCAGGCGGGGCUGGCGGCGGGGCGCAUGUGGCCCGGGGAGGCGGCGGCGGCGGACGAGGACUUCAAGGCGAGCAUACGGGCCAUCUUCGACCAGGGGAAGGGGGAGAUCCGGGCCGACGUGCGCGCCGGCGCCGCGGGGAUGUGA